AACUCAUUAUCCUUCAUUCUUCAUCAAUCUCAAUAUGGCCGCUCUUGAUACCCUACCUAUCGAACUUAUCACAAAUGUCGCCAGCUAUCUGUCACCUCAAGAUGUCAAAACCUUGAGCCGCACCAGCUGGUUCAUGCGCCAUGCUGUUGUUGGGGUCCUGUUCCGAACCCUCUACAUUCCUUGCCCGCUGGCAUCCACGCGUGCUCUAGAAGAGCUCAUCCACAAGUACCAAAACUUCAUCUCUAGAGUUCACUUACAUGUAUACUUCCAACCUAACAUAGAGGAAAAACCCCACGACGGUCCUAUGCCCAGCGUAUGGGGGACAGCCCCAACUGACACACUCAAGAGAAUCGUGCGAGGCGAUAUCCUCAGCAAUGUCAGUUCUUUCGUCGUCGACUUUAAUGCGAGAAAUUUUGAGCAUGAUGGCUGGUGGGGAGAAACCGCAUCUUGGUCAGAUCCAAAUAUGCUUGGCAGCAUUGUUGACAAUGAAGAGAACUGGGAUCAGACACUGCAACAAGAACGCGAGAUUGUAUGGCGUGCGCAGUACAAUGAUGUCAUGCAGACCAUUUCAACAAACCAAAACAUCACAAACCUCAAGAUAUCAAACCUCAUUCCCAGGAACGCUUCGGCAUGGGAAACGCCGGAAUGGGAGUCCUUUCUCGGAAGGCUGCAGGUUUUGGAGAUUGGUGUCUUUGGCGGCGAUGACGGCGAUUGUUGGCACACGAAGCCCGGAUUCGCAGAGUUUAUCGGGAAUUUGCCGCACUUCGUCAUGAGGCAUGCGCGAAACGUUCGGCAUCUUACUCUCGAAGCCAGCCCUGACGGUCUAUUUGGAGGGGCAUCUGCCAACUACUGCAUCCCUCUGCCCUUGAAGGAAGACCACUUCCUAUUCCUCCACUCGCUCACGCUCAAGAAUAUCAUGAUCGGACCUGAACUGGUAGAGUUUCUCACCAGCCGAGUCGAUAGCUUUGAGGAGCUUGAGCUAUAUGACUGUAUGUGUGACGGGCCUGAUUGGGAAUACGGAUCUGAUAGAGAACUAGACCCCGUGACUUGGGCUGGUCUCUGGAAAGCCAUUCGGGAGAGCAAUAUACGACUUUUCAAGGUGUCUGUCGUGCAAAGCAGAACACCUCCGCUUAUGUGGCGGGAGGAUGAUAGCAAGGAGUUUGAGACCAUUGAGGAUUCUGUGGAAGCUGCGAGGAUCCGAAAGAUGCUUGAGGAGGAUAGCCAUCUGGUGCUGUGGAGAUAUGCUAGGGUUGAUUAUAAGUAUGGUUGGGUUGUAGACUUGUCGGAUGAUAAUGUUAAGUAUUUUGAGGCAGGUGAGGAUCAGCGGGAGUAUGUGAAGCUUCUGAAGGUGUUGGAGGAGAGGAACAGAUAG
Messenger RNA from Fusarium odoratissimum NRRL 54006, 1372 nucleotides. RefSeq lists its product as uncharacterized. The coding region runs from base 35 to 1372 and encodes 445 amino acids. NCBI's taxonomy places the organism in Eukaryota, Fungi, Ascomycota, Sordariomycetes, Hypocreales, Nectriaceae. The transcript has a single exon. Gene Ontology annotation, molecular function: protein binding. The record is from RefSeq and is a predicted model, not a curated record.